AUGACCGUCCAGGUGCAACGGACCGGUAGACUUUUUCAAGCUUGGUUUGCGACGGUCAGGUAUCACCUGGGGGCAAAAAAGGCGAAAAGACAAUGCAAGGAGAGGAAGAAGUUGGAGAUCCGGGGUCUUCUACAGCAAGCCGAAGCUGCUGCUGGUCGAGGCGACCAGAGGUCGGUCUAUCAAGUAGUGAAGCAGCUUGCGCCCUGGGCUCCGCGCAAUAGGGUUCUUCUGAAAGAUAAGGAAGGCAGGCUCCUCACCCACAAGGAAGAAAAUGAUGCCCUGGUUAGUCACAGCCGUGCGCUGUUUGCCCCACAACAGUCGCAACCGUCGAGAGCCGGGGUCAAGCUUCCGCUGGACUUCCCCUUACAGGACGUUGAACGACAGCUUCAGGCCACCAAAAUAGGCAAAGCGGUGCCGAAACACGUUGCCCCGGCCGCUGCUCGGCGUAUUGGGGCGGCGGCCAUCGCCCCCCACCUUAAGACAAGCCUAUCUGUUGAGCGCGACAGCCGACGACUCCCUACCCGAGCGCUGGACGGACGCGUGGAUCACGCGCCCUCGCAGCCUGCUGCCCUGAGACCCAUAGGGCUGAUGUAUCCGGAGGCCAAGGUGUUAGCGGCGCUCAUCAAAGAACGUCUUUAUGACCAUAUUCGGCCCCAACUGGAAUGGGUGCCGCAGUUCGCCUACCAACCGGGGCGCGACCUGCACGAUGCGUUAGCGCGGGUCCAUGCCUGGUGCGGGCUGUGUCGGGAGAAACUUAACACUUUCACGCCAGGCAGGUUUGCCAUGAAAGAGAGAGAGGCCACGGGGGACAUAGCGAUAUAUGCGUUGGAGGUGCGAUCCUAA
This is a messenger RNA of Symbiodinium sp. CCMP2456, 843 nucleotides long. The record is from the annotation of a GenBank genome assembly. Lineage: Eukaryota; Dinophyceae; Suessiales; Symbiodiniaceae.